AUGAGGCCAAUAAACGCUGAUAACCCAAGAGAGCUGGAAAAAUUCAACGACAUAGUGGAGAGGACUGUGGUUUCUUUAAAGGAAAAUAAGAAGUUUGCUGACCUGAAAGGAGGAACAUUGUGUGCAAUUGUGCUGGAAAAACUUCCUCAAGCUCUACUUAGCCAGUACUACCAAUGGAUUAAAGAAAAGGGAAGCAUGGAGUCUCUUGAAGAGCUGCGUCACUGGGUUACCGAGGAAGCAUAGCGUCAGAAAUUAAGCAUGAUUUGUCCAGCAAACGAGGAAAGAGCUCAACCAAGUCUUAUUUCCGGACCACAGAAGAGAAAUGUGAUCGUCCCUGUAAAUUGUGCGACCAAAAACAUUCAAUUUGGAAAUGUGAUGUGCUCAAGGGAAUGGAACAUAGAAAGAAAUGGGAGACGGCAAAGAAACUUGGACUGUGUUAUCGUUGUUUGGGGAAAGGGCACCUUGGUGACUCAUGUACUUGGAGCAGAGAGUGUGGAAUUGACGGAUGCAAGGACAGACACUAUCGGUUACUUCAUGAGGAGAAAGUAGCCCCUGGGUUCAUAUAGGGAAGACUGACAUACCCGUGACAGAGGAAAAGUCCAGUACAUAUGAAACAGUACAAGAACAUGAACAGAGGAGUAUUGCCUUGCGUGCUGUUCCGGUCUUGGGGUUGGAUGUUAGGAAGGAAAAAGUAAUUAUCAAUGCUGCUAAUGGUCAGAAAGUCAAUUUAAUGUCAGCAACCAGAUUGGUUUGGAGAGUCUGGAUGGUCAGACAGGUUUAGAACUGAUGGAUGAAAGAAUACUUACCGCAGAUUGGAUCAAGACAGAAAUGGUACUUCCGUGACGUCAAUUUGCAGGUUGGAAAUGUUCUUGUUAUUGAUCCCAGUACAGUGAGAUGACAGUGGAAUGUUGGGCGCAUUGAGCCUACGUACCCUGGUCCUAACCCUAAUGGCCUUGUGCGAGUAGUGGGAUGUACGGGUUAAUGGCAAGACCCUUAAGCGAAGCGUAGUCAGCUUAAUGUGUAACAAGAGGAGUUCAAAGAACUGAUAUUUAAACUAAGGAUGUAUUUCAGUUAAAAUGUAUUCGAAUUCCAGAUCCCCUGUAAUUCGGGAGGGGAAGAAAUGUAAGAGACAUUUUGCGUUGCGUUUCACCUUACGUCAUGGUGUCAUGUGGCUUUAUCAUCUAGCUUUGUUGAAGAACUAGAGAGUUUUUAGAGUUUUUGACUUGGAACUUGGGCUCGAGAAGCGUUGAGUUGGAUUAAGCAAUUUAGUUUGGAUUUAAUUGUUACUGUUUAAGGAACAGAAACAACACUGACUGAGAAUAACCCUGAAAUCAAGCAAGAGCCCAAAUCAUUCGCUGUGUUGGUCAGCAAGGUUUAUGCUAGCGUCGUUCUUAUAGUGAAACGGUUUAGUUCCUGGAUCAAGUUGUUAAAAUUUAUUGCGCUGUGGCUUCGCUGUCAGAGUAGAUUUCGCAGAAGAAAGAGACAGCCUGGCCUGAAUGUUCAUGAAAUGUUGGCGCUCUCAGCCUGGAGCCAAUGUCUGGACGUGUGGAUGCUCUGAACCUCUAGUGACGAACACAAAGUCUACCCUUUAGACAGCCAUUGCAAAUCUAUGAAAUGAAUGGCCCAACGGCAGAAUACCAAAGACCCUGAUGAAGGCACCUAUUAACGACAUCAGACUGGAUAGAGAAACCAACAGAGUUCCUCAUUUCCCUUUCACAACACUGCAUCAGGACAUACCAGGCCAAGAAGAGUAGAAGAAGUAAACUCAUUCAUACAAUAGCCUUGAGAUGAAUAAAACAGUAGGUUAUCCGAUACUAGUCUAAUUAGCAGUAAUGUAUAGUGCACAUUAUUCCACUUUCUUUUACUUUCUACACGAAUUCAUUUAUAUACCAUUAUCUUGUUAAUAAAUUAUUGAAUAAUGCUAAACAUUAGCACAUUAAUUCUAUUUUGCAGGUGUGCGGCUUCAAGGUGCGAAGCCCUUUGCUAAAACUUCCAAGCUCCGACAUUGUCAAUGGUAUUGCCAUAGAUGCAAUGCACUGUGUGUUCCUAGGAGUGGUGAAGCAGCUAGUUGGCUUGUGGUUCAAUUCAAAACAUAGUGGUCCAAAAGAAAGCCCACCCUAUCAGAGUCUACAUCCUAUGUCCCAUUUUGUCCCAUUUUAACAGUAGGGGAAAGGCAAGAAACUUAACAUCAGCAUCACCUCAACUGAGACAAUCUUCAAUUUCAAUUUUAAACUCUCUGAUGCAGAUACCUGCAGACGCUUAACUGCUCCCAAGGGCGACCUA
This is a messenger RNA of Porites lobata, 2283 nucleotides long. The record is from the annotation of a GenBank genome assembly. Lineage: Eukaryota; Metazoa; Cnidaria; Anthozoa; Scleractinia; Poritidae.